AUGUGUAAAGGAUGGGCUCUCCUGCUGUGGUCCACGUUGGCGUCUGUGCUCGUCGCCGACCCAACAUUUACCGGCUUUCCUCCAGUGAGUUUAAGAUUCGCUUUCUCUUCUGAGCGCUCUGCUAAAGCAUUUCGGCCCUGGCAGUGUGAUGCCUUGAUCGCUGCGGGCCUGGGCGACCGGUUGAUUCGUGUAGGGACCGAGGCUUACGAACAACACCUGGAAAGUUAUUUCUGUGCCAACGGACGUCUACACCCUUACUGCUUUGUACUGCCACAUACCGCAGAGGAGGUUGCUACCACUGUCAAAGCGCUGGCCAGUAAUGGCUCCGGAUCAGGGAGUUGGCACAUCGCCGUACGAAGUGGAGGACACCAUCUUCCAGCGACCAACAACAUUGAGGAUGGGGUUACCAUUGAUCUCAGCUUGAUGAACGGGGCAAAGUACAAUGCCACAACUAACAUUGCAAGUGUCCAGCCGGGUGGUAGAUGGAAAGACGUCUACACGACUCUCCUCAACACUGGCAAUGUGACGGUGGUCGGUGGGCGUGAUGGAAACGUCGGGGUGGGCGGGUUCCUCCUCGGUGGCGGCAUGUCGUAUUAUACACCGCGUUAUGGCUUGGCCGUCAACACGGUUGCUGGGUUCCAAGUCGUGCUCGCAGAUGGGAGCAUCGUGGAAGCGACAGCCACAGAGAACGCGGACCUCUGGAAAGCCCUGCGAGGGGGCGGACUCAAUUUCGGCAUCGUCACCCGUUUCGACAUGGAAGCCAUGCCGGCAGUUGAUCUGGUGUCAGGCACCUCCAUGAUUACAGCUGACCAUUUCGACGAAGCAGCGGACGCUUUUGUUGAUUUCACAGACCAGAUGGAGCACCAUCGGGACGACACCAUGCUCAUCAUCCAUACCCAUGACUCCUCUAUAUGGGAUGGUCCGUUCAUCCUCCCUCUGCGAGUCAAUACGAAGGGUGAUCCGAGCACCACAGCCUUUGACAAAGUCACUCAAAUACCUUCCGUGGCGCAAACCUGGGAGCAAAAAUCGCUUGCUGCUGCUGCCAACGGGGUCCAGGCUGCUUAUGGAACGAAGAAUGCAUACAUGACUCUGACUUUUGUUAACGAGCCGUCGAUCGUGCGCAAGGCUUUCUCCUUACAUGACCAACUGGCCUCUAAUAUUGCAAAGAAGGUCGGGUCUGAAAACUUUAUGGCAUCCUCGGUUCUUCAGCCAUUUCCUACCUAUCUGAGCGAUCUCGGUCUUCGCAACGGCAGCGUGGGCCAAAAGGCUGGAUCCGCGAACGGUACAAUGCCACUGGACCUUACAUUCUCGUCUGGACACCAAGCUCAUCUCGGCCUCCACCACGAGAUCAUGAGCAACGUGCUCGGAAUCGAACGGAACGGAGUCAACGCCGUCGUGUGGACCGUAUUCGUCGCCAUCAAGAACGGCCAGGACGCGGCCCUGUCGGUGGCCAGAUCAGAGCUGAUGCUCAUGACUCGUGAGAUGAAGCGAUUUCAAACCUCGGACGGCAAGGCCGCGACAGUGGAUUACCUGUACGCAAACUACGCAGACAUGACCCAGGAUCCCUUGGGGAGUUACGGCCCGGAAAACGUAGCUUUCAUGAACCAAGUGGCGCGAAAGUACGAUCCCGAGGGGUUCUGGCAGAAGAGGGUACCGGGGGGGUUCAAGAUCUCGCGAGUGGCCGGAUAA
Fonsecaea pedrosoi CBS 271.37 is the source of this 1689-nucleotide messenger RNA. RefSeq lists its product as uncharacterized. Gene Ontology annotation, molecular function: FAD binding. The coding region runs from base 1 to 1689 and encodes 562 amino acids. Lineage: Eukaryota; Fungi; Ascomycota; Eurotiomycetes; Chaetothyriales; Herpotrichiellaceae. The record is from RefSeq and is a predicted model, not a curated record. The transcript has 2 exons.